Messenger RNA from Photinus pyralis (common eastern firefly), 2586 nucleotides. RefSeq names its product beta-1,3-galactosyltransferase 5-like. Gene Ontology annotation, cellular component: membrane. NCBI's taxonomy places the organism in Eukaryota, Metazoa, Arthropoda, Insecta, Coleoptera, Lampyridae. The record is from RefSeq and is a predicted model, not a curated record. Gene Ontology annotation, molecular function: hexosyltransferase activity. The coding region runs from base 195 to 1280 and encodes 361 amino acids. The transcript has 3 exons.
GGCGUGCUUCGCGUGCCACAGCCGGAGACCGGCAUACGCCCAUUUUAUUUCUGCCCUUUAAGUUUGUCGUUGGGUGUAAAAUGCAGGUUGCAACGAAAGUGCAACGGUUUUGCGUUUUGUUGUGGUGCAUACAGCUUUCCUACGGCGUGGUUAUACCCCCACCAUUCAACUUAUGAAGUCACCAAAUAAUAAACAUGCUGGAAAGACGAUUCUGGUCAAACUGCGCUUUAAUACUACUGCUAUUAACUUCGAUAUCAAUUUGGCAUAUUUACACCAGCCAUUCCAUUACGAUCCGUUCUGCUUACGAUUACAAUACAUCAACACGAUACUCACCUCUUAGUUUCACACUCCACACCGCAAAUUCGUCAUACAAACAUCCGAUGUACCAGCUGCCCCAGUUGGAUUACAACACCUUAAUGAAUCUGACAACAUUCGACUUCGCGAUCCUGAACAAAUGCAAGACGUGGCCUCUGUUGCUCAUUCUAGUUCACAGCGCUCCCAAUAAUUACCAUCGCCGCAAAAGUAUUAGGGAGACAUGGGGAAGUAAAUUGCAAAAUGCUUCGAUCUUUUUCAUGUUGGGGCUCGCGCGGGAAUCUAGGCUCCAAAAGAAAAUUGCGGAGGAAAACAGGAACCAUCGGGAUAUCGUGCAAGGGACGUUCCUGGACGUCUACAGAAACGUGACGUACAAGCACGUCAUGUCGCUCAAAUUUGCAAUUUACCAUUGCCCGAACGCCAAAUACAUUCUUAAGACUGACGACGACGUAUUCGUUAACAUGCCUAGGAUAGUGAAUUUUCUAACUGUAGAUUUGUCGCCGUACGGCGCCGAAAGAUUGCUUUCGUGCUCGAAACGGGCACAUUCGCCCGUCAAGCGAUCGUUCCGUUCCAAGUGGAGGGUUUCGUUCAACGAGUAUCAGAACGAGUACUAUCCGGCGUACUGUCCCGGAUGGGUCAUCAUGUAUUCGCCCGACGUCAUCUUCGUCUUAUAUCGCGAGGUGCAGAAGUUUGAUUAUUUUUGGAUCGACGACGUCCUGAUUACGGGCAUUUUGAGAGAAAGGGAAAAUAUUGAGAUACACGACGCUACUUCAAUGAUACUACCUUGCGAUAACUUAAAGAAAAUUCUACAGCACGAGAUUAUCGACCAGGGCGCUGACUUUUUGUAUGGACCGGCUGAUCUGUCAAUAAGAGAAAUGUACGCUUUAUUUCAUUUGGUCAAGAACGUCAGUAGCCUGAAAUCUAGACCGAGUGCCAGGCGAUUCCUUAAACUAUCAUCUCCGAAGUAGAUGGGUCAGCAAUCCAAAACAUCGUCGAAAUGCGAAUAUCCUGCAUCAAGUAAUAAGCUCUCAAUUUAUCCCUCGGUUUUAAUAAUUUUCGAAGAUAUAGGUAUAUGAAGUGCCUUCAUUCGCUCAUAAAAAUAUGCCAAAUUAUUUCAUGAGGUUAAAUGAUUGCGCGCCGAUUGCGUGCCGAAACUGGCCAAAAGAAAGUGUCUAAUCUUAAUUUAAUUAAUCUAAAUGUAGGAUGUUAAAACAUUUUAGAUAAUCUAAAUUAACCGUUAAAUGGUCAUAACGUUUCCAAUGUGAACUAAUAACUUUUUUUUUGGUAUUGAAUGUAAGUUGUUGGUUUUGGAAUUCAGUGUAUGAAAGGGUCCAUUUUAGUACUUAAAUAUGAAAAUGAUAUUAAUUCUAUGCAGAUUUGAGUCUAGUAAUAAUGAAAUGUUUAUUCAAUGUGACAAAUUCUUUUAAUAUGCGGAGCAUUGUAUUUUUAUACAUUAGAAAAGGUAUCCAAUUUUUUUUUCAUACCAAUUACGUGUUAAGGAAAAUUUUAUUGUUAGUAUUUAAGAGAUUUAGUUUUAGCUGUUUACGCCAUCCAGUUUCUGGUAGCAUUUUAUGAUUGUAUAGGGGUGAUUUUGUACAGGAAAUGAUAUACCUAUUUUUGUGAUUUUAGAUAGUUAUGUAAGUAUUAGAAGUAUUAGAUACUUGUUUGUUAACAUAUCAUUUGUUGCACUUGAUCUGUAAGUACCAUCACUGGCAAAGUUAAUGACCCCUCUUUUACUGUAUGUUAGUUACUUUUGUUUUAAGUGAGAAGUUGCCAACUGGUUCAAAAAUACAAGAGCAUAAAUGAGUGAGAUAUUUAAGUACCAAUUUUUUUUCAAUGACUGUACGUAACAAGCAUGCUGGAUGUAAUUUAGCACAAACUGUAAUUUAGAGUGAUUUUUCGGCACACAGUUUCUAAUGUUAUAGAAUUUGUUAGUUGCAUGAAAGACCAUUUGGUCAAUUUAUGUGAUAUUUUAAACUACAGAAUGUACACAAUUUAAAUUUGGUACCUACCUAUAAUCUAUAUACUUAUUAUAAUAGCUUAGUGAAGUAAAGUGCCAAUCAUUGACUUCUACAUUGACUUCUACUUUUAAUUUUCAGUAAGAAUUCAAUAUACCUGUAAAUGCGCAGUAUCAACCAUACUUACUCUCUCGUAACACUCCUUCAGUUUUUUAUUUCUAAAACAUGUGAAAUUCUGUAUAUAUGUACCGUACAAGGGGACUUCGAUAACAAAGAAUUUAAUUGUAAGUGGACUGUAAUUAUGAAUUACUUCCAA